Anolis sagrei ordinatus is the source of this 690-nucleotide messenger RNA. The record is from RefSeq and is a predicted model, not a curated record. Lineage: Eukaryota; Metazoa; Chordata; Lepidosauria; Squamata; Anolidae.
AUGGAUCAGGAGAUUAUCCAAGAGCUCACCAAACUCAGCCAACAGUCUUUGCCCAUUUUCCAAGGAGUGGAGACCAGCAAAAGGACUCAGGCUGACACCUGUGCCAGGCAAUGGCUACAAUACCAGGGCAACUGCUAUGGAUACUUUGACACUAAGAUGACCUGGCCAGAGGCUGAGAUUGAGUGCCAAACUUACCAGCGUGGGGCCCACCUUGCCUCUCUUCUCAGCCAUGCUGAGAUCCUGGUGGUGGCCAACCAUAUCUCUGCUUACCAGACUGAAGUCAGUGAUGUCUGGAUUGGACUGCAUGAUAUCCGACACAAUGGGAGGUGGAGAUGGUCAGAUGAAUCUACCUACAACUACAAAGCGUGGAUGAUGGGUGCUCCGAACAACCUGGAGAAAAAUGAGUACUGUGUUGAGCUGAAGCAUUCCACAGACUUCACACAAUGGAAUGAUGCCAAGUGCCACAAACUCAAUGCUUACAUCUGCAAGCAUGAACUGUAGAGACUCAACUGAGCCUACAAGAAACACAGGACUGAAAUGAAGAGCAAUCUUUGAGAAAGGGCAGAAUUCUCCAAGACAUCUUGAAAGCUUGCAUUUUUAAAGGAACAGAUGUUCUAGAACAACUGAUGCAGAUCCCACCCAAUCCCAACAAUAUUUCUCAUCCCAAAAGGUCCCUACUAUAAUUUAUAU